AAGUCUGCAGUGAGUUAGGUCUGUCUGUCAGUCGGCGAAGGGUUAAACUGGGAGUUUGCAGCAGUCUCUCCUUUCUGUCCACGACAUUUAGCGGAAAACAUCUGACUCCUGCUCGUUUUCCGAGAGCUGUGUUUUGGGUUCUACUCAUUUUUUUGCGCCGGAGCCGCGGAGGCAUCACGGGAACAAAAGUCACCGUUUCGACAGCGGGGUUUCAACAUCUCACUACGCGCUUUCAAACAGGCAAAUAACAAGAAAAGCAUGUGUGGGUGUUAGGAGUCAUCUGUUCAGUUGACCUCGCUGCCCUCUGAACACGGAGCUGCCGCCUGCUUUACCACCGACUGUCCACUUGUCCAUUGAGGCUCACUCCACACCAUGUCUGCAGAAGUGGAGAACAGCGCGCCUGUCCCUGCUGAUCCCAGCAUUGCAUCCCCAUCGACAACCUCAACUAAUGACCCCUCCGCCUCACCCACAACGGCCACAUCCAAGGUCCCAUUUAAAAAAGAGAAGAAGAAAGUCCCAGAGAAGACAGAUGAGUACUUGCUGGGCAGAUUUCAAGGGGAUGGUGUGAGGUACAAGGCCAAGCUGAUUGGCAUCGAUGAUGUCUCAGAGGCCAGAGGGGAUAAGAUGUGCCAGGACUCCAUGAUGAAACUUAAGGGUAUGGCAGUAGCUGCUCGGUCCCAAGGCAAACACAAACAGAGGAUCUGGGUCAACAUUUCCAUGUCGGGCAUCAAGAUCAUUGAUGAGAAAUCGGGAGUGAUUGAGCACGAACAUGUGGUGAAUAAGAUCUCCUUCAUCGCCAGAGAUGUAACAGACAACAGGGCAUUUGGAUAUGUGUGCGGAGCGGAAGGGCAGCAUCAGUUUUUCGCCAUAAAGACCGCACAACAGGCAGAGCCCCUGGUCAUCGAUCUGAAAGAUCUUUUCCAAGUCAUCUUUAACAUGAGGAAGAAAGAGGCAGAGAGCUCACAGAAGGGUGAAAAUGGCAGCACUGUAGUUGAGAAUGGAAGUGAUGCCUUGCAAGGUGAAGCAAAAACCGCUCAACCAGUGGAGCAACAUGACCUUUUUGGAGACAUAACGACCCCUCCAGACAUCCAGGCUCCAAAUGACUCUAAUGAUAUUCUCUUGCUGGACUUUUCUGCUGAAGUCGACAGCAAUCAGAAUUGCAUAAAGGGAAACUCCUUUGUAACUUCCUGUGCCCCUGACCGUAGGGCAUGUCCCCAGACAGAGAAUCCCUUUUCCUCAACAUUUGGCUACUUUCCAACCCCAGACAGUGACCCUUUCAGAGAUGACCCCCUUUCUAAAUCACCCACUUGGUCGGAACCUGAUUAUUCACAGAUCUCCCUCACUGCCACUAAUCGCCUAAACAACGCCACUGGCAACACUUGUACAACAAUUAUUAACGGUGGUUUGAAUGGAGACUCUGAACACCUCAGUCAGCAGAUAAAUGGGUUGUCCAGUAAGAACAUGAUCCUCGCUCUCAGUAAUGGACAGUGGCCACUAGGGGGCAAAAUAACUCAGGGCAACACAAUUACCAUGAUGGACGGAAAUGAAUCCGGAACAGUUCUCUCAACCAAAAACCCAUUUUUUGACUCUUCUUUGAAAACUGCCCCCGUCCCUAAUGGUGUAACUGAUCACCCACAAUCCUCAGUGUCUCAUAGCAAGGAUUCAGUUGUCAUAAGCCCGCCUCCGCAGAGCUCUAAGGCUGGACGAGGUCGAAGGAGCGCAAAGUCCACAGCAAGUGACCUGUUUGGAGCAGACCUCUUUGCUGCUCCCAGUCAAUCUGAAGGCUCAUCUGCAUCAGCGGGCCUUUUCAACAGUACACCUGCCACCUCCACUCCCUCCUCCAUAGCUGCUCUGGGGAAUCUUCAAUUAGGUCCCCCAGCUACCACAGGCAUCCCUGCUGCAGGCAUGUGGGGAGCCUCAGUCACCGCACCCUCCAUGUUCACCAUCCCAGGUGGGGCCGCUCCAGGCCCUAUGAUAACCUACCCACAGCCAUCUGCCUUUGGUGGCCUACCCAUACCACCCACAGCCUGGAGCCAGCAGAUGCCACCUCAUUUCAGUCCUGCGCCCUUAUCCCCACCACAUCUCAACUGGGCCCAUCCUCCACAAGCUUCUCCAGGUUGGGGUCAGCCCAACAUGACCAAUCCUUUCCAGUCUGGCCCGUCGCGCCCCCCUCCUAGGCCACCUGCUAAGGAGGCCCCAAAGGUAGAGAACAGUGCCUUCACAGCUUUGGACCCCCUUGGAGAUAAAGAGAAGAAGAUUGGAAAGGACAUGUUCAAGGACUUCCAGAUUGCCAAACCGCCAGCCAUCCCAGCGAGGAAAGGGGAGCUAGUGUCCAACUCUGCUCCAGCUCCCAGCAGCAACGAAGCUGGAAAAUUCGAUCAGUACUUUAACAGUAAAGUGGGCCUUCCUCAGGAUAUGGCAGAUCACGAUGACUUUGAUAUCAACCAAAUUACAGCAGCUCCUGCUCCAGCUGCAGCCCCAGCCCCGAGCUUUAACCCUGGCCUCCUUGAUGCCGCCUUCUCUUCUGCACCUGUUGCAAACAAUUCAGCCCAGGGACCCAAUCAGGACAUGUUUGAUCAAGCAUUUGGGGCCCCUGUAGCCAUGCAGACUGCUGCUGUCGGUCAGACUUCAGCUUCAACAGCUGCUUUUGGAGGUCCUUUUGGGAAUCCCUUCGCUUGACCAUGACUUUGUCCAUAAUUGAAAUGGAGAAAAUGGAGAUCUUGACAUGAAAAAACAUCUUUGGGACAAACUGCUACAAUGUGCGCAAGACAAUCCAGAUGAUGAACUUUUCCAACUCUUGUCCCUGACCCACCCGUCUUUUACACCUCCACCUCUGAUGUUGUUUUUUCUAUCCAAUCAGUAGUUCCCCUUAUUUCUAAAGACCACUGAUCUAAGAAGUAAAUGUUAUGUCCUGAUCUGCUGAAGGAAGAAAUGUGGUGUGUGUGAGAGAAGGCACGUCCAAAGAGGAUGCUGUCUGUGUUAAAGAAAUAAAAUAAUACAAUCAUAAUGAUGC
Molecule: messenger RNA, 3013 nt
Organism: Epinephelus moara (kelp grouper)
Lineage: Eukaryota; Metazoa; Chordata; Actinopteri; Perciformes; Serranidae
Gene: dab2
Product: DAB adaptor protein 2
Exons: 15
Coding region: 373-2679 (768 amino acids)
Biological process (GO): positive regulation of endocytosis; receptor-mediated endocytosis; negative regulation of canonical Wnt signaling pathway
Cellular component (GO): plasma membrane
Source: RefSeq, a predicted model, not a curated record